Ceratina calcarata is the source of this 1855-nucleotide messenger RNA. RefSeq names its product problable inactive peptidyl-prolyl cis-trans isomerase-like 6. Lineage: Eukaryota; Metazoa; Arthropoda; Insecta; Hymenoptera; Apidae. Gene Ontology annotation, cellular component: cytoplasm. Gene Ontology annotation, molecular function: peptidyl-prolyl cis-trans isomerase activity. The coding region runs from base 82 to 1704 and encodes 540 amino acids. The transcript has 10 exons. The record is from RefSeq and is a predicted model, not a curated record. Gene Ontology annotation, biological process: protein peptidyl-prolyl isomerization.
CCUUACAUUUUUUUAAAGUCAUGUAACUGUUAGAAACAAAUUUUUCUCAUUAAGUUCUAAUGUUAAAAAUUACUUUCCACAAUGAUGCGAAACAAUACUGAUAAAGAAUUCGGCAAGCGACAUUGUUGUUUAGAAGCUUUCAGAAAUAAUUGUGUUCGAGUUAAAGUGGUAGGUGUCAUAAACUCCGUUGCUUUUCAAAAAGCUCGAAUAUGUGCGGAAAAGUUCCAUCAACAUUUACCGUUUAAAUUUUCGCUGCCGCAAAUUGUAGAACUAUUUCAAAUGGACUGGCUUGAAUACAUACAAAAAAUGAAAAGGCAAACUGGUGGUAAAAUAUGGUCACUAACAAAAACUGUAGCAGUUUUUAUAAACAACGAAUUUCUUGGUGAUGAUAUACUUUUCCUGCGUUACAUAAGUCAAGAUUAUAUUUUUUCUUUACCCAUCAGACCAGAAUAUUAUGAAAAUCUUGCUACAGAACAGUGUAAAAAAUUUGUGCAAAAAUCUAAGAGGAAGUAUGUUUAUUUCACGUUUUCUGUGGAUGAAUUUAUUGUUGGCUCAUUUGUAUUUAUGCUAUAUUCUGAUUUGUUACCAUUAACUUGCCAACAUUUUUUAAAUCUUUGUACUGGAUAUGAUGAAAUCAAUGGAUGUUAUAAAGAUGUGCAUUAUGUUAAUAAACACUUGCAUCGUAUUGUAAAAAAUGGAUGGAUUCAGUGUGGAGGAUUCGAUAUUUCUGAAGUUGAUAAAAAUUCUGUAAUAUAUGAUAAUAUAAUAUCUGAUGAAUCUUAUUGCAUUCCUCACGACCGUAGAGGAAUUCUUUCUAUAGCAAAUAAUGGCAAACAUUAUAAUGAGUCUCAGUUUAUUGUGUGCUUGAAGUCAAAUCCAUGGAUGGAUCAUUUUUAUGUUGCUUUUGGGCAACUUGUAGAUGGUGCUAAAACUUUAGAGACGUUUGAAAACAUGCCAACGUAUCAUGAACAACCUACUAAAGAUAUAAAAAUUUUGCAAUGCGGAGAAUAUAGUUUUGGUGAUGAAAUUAAAAUGGAGACCGAGAGACAGAUCUUUCUCAAACCUGAACAGCCAUGUAUGGAAGGAGAGUACAUACCACUUAGGGAUACUAUAUUCGAUUAUUAUUCUAUCACACCAUGGCUUGAUAAUAUCGUGGAUAAAAUAGAUAUUCGUGAUACGGAAUCACUUUUGAUAACUGAAAAAUAUUUGAAUGGUCUUUAUUGUCUCACAAGUGAUUAUGUGUCAGGAAUGGAUAUGCGCGUUUAUGAAAAAGUUCAUUUAGUAGGCAUGGCUAAAUAUGAUACGACAACUGCUAAGCUUCACGAUCUAUUACUGAAUUUCCAACCGGAUGUAAUGACUGAACAAGACAAAAUGAUGUUUGUUUCAGAAAUUUCUAAAAUCAUUUUAGCAUAUAUUUUUCAUCACGAACAAAAUGAAUUCUGUCUACGACAUCUUUCAAUGAACACUCACGAAACAAUAUACAAGAUAUUAGAAAUUGCCAAUGAGAUAGCAUUAAAAGCUAUAAAAACGGCUGAAAGCAGAUCUCUAAUUUCUCUCGAAUGCGGUAGAGCAAAAAUAGCAAAAAUAUUUGAAGCAAAACAUGCCAACAAAAUACUGGUCUCAGAAGGUUGUAUGUCGUUAUUAGAAGAAAUAUUAAACAAAGCUAUAUACUGUUUAAUAAGAACAUUUGAAAUACAAGAAUAAAAAAAUAAACUUUAUUAACUCGAUCAUACAAAAUCUCACUACAUUUUCACAAAAACAUAUUUUACUGUACGUGAUAUUUUAUGUAAAAACGAAGUUUACACACGUUCUAUGUUCAAUACAAAAGUGACACACUAAACUACUGAUAUUUGUG